Messenger RNA from Zingiber officinale, 765 nucleotides. Its product is annotated as E3 ubiquitin-protein ligase CIP8-like. Gene Ontology annotation, molecular function: ubiquitin protein ligase activity. Gene Ontology annotation, biological process: protein ubiquitination. The record is from RefSeq and is a predicted model, not a curated record. Gene Ontology annotation, cellular component: cytoplasm. NCBI's taxonomy places the organism in Eukaryota, Viridiplantae, Streptophyta, Magnoliopsida, Zingiberales, Zingiberaceae. Bases 1 to 765 code for a protein of 254 amino acids. The transcript has a single exon.
AUGGUGGAGACUCAGAUACCUCUAUGGAUCGUCAUAGUUUAUUUGACAGACUUAUUUUUGCAACUUGAGAAUGGAAGCUCUGCUUCUAGUGACAUAGGCAUCGACCCAAUGCAUGCAGGACUGGAUCAGUGGAACUCUGAUAACCAAGUCGAAGAAGAUAGAGAUUGGGAAGAGGCUAUUUGGAAAGGAAACAGAUCGGUUGACAUCACAGGAGUUGCUCAAGCACAAUAUGCUGAUGAUUUUGCUGACUUCAAAGAGUCAAAGUUUCGAAUAACUUACAUUGGGAAUCCAGAAGACUAUGUCGAUGCAAGGGGGUUUGAUGAACUACUCGAGCAGCUUGCAGAGGCCGAUAGCUCAAGAAGAGGUGCAGCUCCUGCGGCUGCAUCGAUUGUGAGAGAUCUCCCAUCUGUAGUCAUUGCAAAUGAACAUGAGAUUUGUGCAGUCUGCAAGGACCCAUUGGUUGUUCAUACAAAAGCAAAUAAGCUUCCCUGCAACCACCUAUACCAUCCUUUCUGCAUCUUGCCAUGGUCAAUGGCGAGGAACUCAUGCCCGGUUUGCAGGCAUGAGCUUCCAACCGAUGAUCCAGAGUACGAAGAGGGGACUGAGGAAGCUCAUGACUUCAACGAUGCAAGGACUGAGCCAGGUAGUGUGGAGGAGCACCGUCAGGUGCCAACUCAAUCGAGGGGUGGAGGUAAUGGAGUCUGCUGGUUGUUUUUAGCUGCGGUUCCAGCUAUUAGUAUCGUCGGAAUCACUCUUGCUUGUUGA